Messenger RNA from Carlito syrichta (Philippine tarsier), 1413 nucleotides. It is a transcript of the gene MYD88, whose product is annotated as myeloid differentiation primary response 88. The coding region runs from base 195 to 1085 and encodes 296 amino acids. Gene Ontology annotation, cellular component: plasma membrane. The transcript is spliced from 8 exons. Gene Ontology annotation, biological process: positive regulation of canonical NF-kappaB signal transduction; defense response to Gram-positive bacterium; Toll signaling pathway. The record is from RefSeq and is a predicted model, not a curated record. Gene Ontology annotation, molecular function: Toll-like receptor binding; TIR domain binding. NCBI's taxonomy places the organism in Eukaryota, Metazoa, Chordata, Mammalia, Primates, Tarsiidae.
CCGCCCCCGCGACCGCGAGGGUAGGGGUGGGCACGCCCACCUCCGCACGUCUGCACCGGGGUUCCAGAUUGCAGGGCGGGGCGGAGCUUCGCGGAAAGCGAAAGCCGGCGGGGAGGGGCGGGAGUCACCGGGGAAAGAGGAAGCGCUGACAGGCGACGCGACCCUACACCGCCGAGGCUCCCCGGCGUCCCGCCAUGGCAGCAGAAGAUCCCAGCGCUGGGUCCGCGCCCGCGGCCUCCUCCGCGGCCUCCCUGCCCCUGGCGGCGCUCAACGUGCGAGUGCGGCGUCGCCUGUCGUUGUUCUUGAACGUGCGGGCACAGGUGGCGUCCGACUGGACCGCGCUGGCAGAGGAGAUGGGCUUUGAGUACUUGGAGAUCCGGCAGCUGGAGACGCACGCAGACCCCACAGGCAGGCUGCUGGAUGCCUGGCAGGGACGCCCCGGCGCCUCGGUAGGCCGCCUGCUCGAGCUGCUCGCCCAGCUGGGUCGCGACGACGUGCUGGUGGAGCUGGGACCCAGCAUUGAGGAGGAUUGCCAAAAGUAUAUUUUGAAGCAGCAGCAGGAGGAGUCUGAAAAGCCCUUACAGGUGGCCGCUGUAGACAGCAGUGUCCCACGGACAGCAGAGCUGGCGGGCAUCACCACACUCGAUGACCCCCUGGGGCAAAUGCCUGAGCGUUUUGAUGCCUUCAUCUGCUACUGCCCUAGCGACAUCCAGUUUGUGCAGGAGAUGAUCCGGCAAUUGGAACAGACAAACUAUCGGCUGAAAUUGUGUGUGUCUGACCGCGACGUCCUGCCUGGCACCUGUGUCUGGUCCAUUGCCAGUGAACUCAUUGAGAAGAGGUGCCGCCGGAUGGUGGUUGUUGUCUCUGAUGAUUACCUGCAGAGCAAGGAAUGUGACUUCCAGACCAAAUUUGCACUCAGCCUCUCUCCAGGUGCCCAUCAGAAGCGACUGAUCCCCAUCAAGUACAAGACAAUGAAGAAAGAGUUUCCCAGUAUCCUGCGGUUCAUCACUGUCUGCGACUACACUAAUCCCUGUACCAAGUCCUGGUUCUGGACUCGCCUUGCUAAGGCCUUGUCCCUGCCCUGAAGCCUGCCCUGGGACCCUGGGUGUGUGUGCGUCUGUCUCCCUGUCCAUGUACUUCUGCCCCUUCUUCCUCUUUUGGUUGUAGGGAGCAAUCUGUGCUCUAUUUGCCUCUCAGUUCCUGGAGAUGCCAGCUCCAAGACAAACUGCCGCAGCUGGAUGUUACAUUUCAUGUCCUGCAUGGAACCAGUAGCGGCGAGUGGUGCUUGCUGGGUUAUCAGACAGGACAGUGAAGAACAGGGCUGGCUGGGACUAAGUGGAGGACCACAAGAGCCAGCUCUCUAUGACCACCAUACUUUAAUCUCUUUUGCCAUCUAAGAUUUGAAGGCAUUAA